Owenia fusiformis is the source of this 1311-nucleotide messenger RNA. The record is from the annotation of a GenBank genome assembly. NCBI's taxonomy places the organism in Eukaryota, Metazoa, Annelida, Polychaeta, Sabellida, Oweniidae.
AACGUUAUCCGAAAUGCAACGAUGACCAAUACAGUUGUUUUAUAAUGGAUACAAGCGGUUUCAUAAUUUUGCACAAGGAUUUUGUCGAGUGUCACAAAACUGAUCAACAGAUCGAAGGGUUACACAUCACAGCCAAGGAGCCUCAUAUAGCAAGCCAUUUGAUAUCAAAUGGAUUCAUGAAACGAGGAGCAUGUAUGGAUUUUGAUUCCAUUAAAUAUUACUACACAUGGACUGUGGACUAUGAUAGAAUACAGACAACGUUCAUAGACACUAUGGCGGGAAAUAGAGUUCCUUACUACGAGUUACACGCUCUUGAAAAUACAAAUGCUCUAGUUGGUAUAAAAAAGAAACAGAAAAGUACUAAAUCCUCAAAUUGUAAAUGUUCAUUGGAUGCCUAUUACGCUAGUGCGAAAUAUCAAUGUGUUAAACUGGGCAGCUCUAAUAAGUUUUGUGAGUGUCCGUGCUAUUCCAGGGCUCAGUUUGACUAUUGUAACAACGACUUUCCACUGAGAAGUGAUGGUUACCCCACGUGUACACCAGAUAUACCGCCAUCGAAAAUAAUUACAAAUAUUGACCAAGAGACGGUGCAGUCGUAUGAUGCUUGUUUUGACAUAAAUUGUUUAGACAAAGAGACCAGGAGUGAUUGUCUUCACUCUGGUAUAUGUGAAUGGAAAAAGUCCCGGGUGUGUUUAUUUGCGAAUUGUGAAAUACAAUCGGGUGCUGAGAGAGAAAAACAGAAACCGACACAGACACGUGGCAACCAAGACGGAAAAAAUGCUGACAUGGGUAGCAUGGGUAUAAUAAUUGGGUGGUGUGUAGGGGGAGCGUGUGUUCUGCUUGGUAUAAUAAUUACUAUCAUAUGUGUCUACAAAUAUAAGCAAAAAAGAAAAGUAACUGCAAGGCAAAGAUCCAUGGAGCUUCAGAACAUUGCGAACACCCAUCGUGCUUAUACUGUAUCUGGGUCAUAUGAUGACCGCCCAUCACCAUAUAAAUCUGCAAUGCAUUUUAACGAUACGAUGCCAGGGGACGUGUUGCAUUUAAAACAUAGCUAAGAUCAUUGCACCACUUAUAGUAUUACAAAAAUGAAUAUUAUACGGUGGGUGAGAUUGCAAGAUAGAGAUAUUAACUAUAGUCUUAGUCACUGUAGCUUUAUUCUUCUGUCAAAUAUAAUUGCAUUCUGACUUACAAUUUUAGCCAUCUGACUUAAGAUUAUAUCAACGUGUUGAAAUGAAAAUUAUACAAAGCUUAUUGAAAACUAUCGAUUUUAUUAGAAUUUUACUUGCAUAACAUAAUUAUUCAAAUAGUACGUGG